UAAUCUGAAGCAAACUAUUGAUUCGUAAAAGUUUGUGGUCACUGCUUGUGUGAUGCUGAAAGGUAGUGUGAUUUUGUUGACCGAAUAUAAAAGUGAACAAAUGACGUAAGAUGUUAUCCAUUUUGCAGUAAUUUUGCUAAAAAUUAUUGCAGUUAUUUGUUUAAAAUUAUCGAUCGAUUUUAUAACAGCGAGACGUAGUUUGGCACCGGACUCAACAGAUGGCAGUGCUCUACCUAACCUAGUUUCCCCUCUGUCUGAUUCUCUCAUUUUCUAUCAAGCUUCUCCGAGGAAAGCACGUGUUCUAUCGAGAGUUACAACCUCUAUUCGUCACAAUCAGCACGUGUUAUUGGUUGAAAACAAUACACGAUGCUGGCCAAGAAUUUAUUAACUUUCUGCAAACGAAAGAAGAAAUACGAACUGAGGUUCGCAGAAUUCACGCCAGCUGAGAAUUUCGAUAAACUCGAGCCAGAGAGAAUUUUGGAAAUACUAUGUGAAUUUUUAAUGCACCCAGAAUGUACGGAAGAUGUAGCAGACUGUUUUCCAGAAUUAUUGCCAGCACUUGUCUCUAUGGCAAUAAGUGGAGAUGACAUAAAAUCAUCAACUUCUUUUUACAGGGAUAUUAAUCAUAGACUAAACGCCGUUAUUCUGGGCAAGCUGAUUGUUAUCAAUCAAGACUUAUUAACAUUUGUUUUACGUUACUUUGACAUUAAUCCCGCACCAUUUGAACCCGUCGACGCGGACACAGUCACUGUUUCACCAGCAAAAAAACGCAAUACGAAGAAACUGUCCUAUUACAUCUCGGAAGUAUCUGAUUACGACGUUGUUAACGCAUGUUACAAUAUUCUACAGUCUGCCGUCGGCCAUUUUAAGCACAACUGGAACUGGUCGAGAUUUUACAAAUACUUGACGAACGCAGAUGACAGAGUAAAAUGGGUCGCCUUGAAAUGCCUAGCGAUCGUCUUAAACAUGCCCGAAUCCGUAAGGCUGUCUUGCGCCCCAACGUUCAUCAUGAAUUGCGAGAGAUUUCUGGCCGAUCACGAAGCCGAGAGAGUUGACGCUCGAAUUGCAUGCGCAAGCUUCGACUCGGUAGGAGACGCGGUCAGGAAUAUUCAGUCCGUCGUAUCCGUCGGCGGCAUAUUGUUGCCUCGUCGGAGCAGGAAUCAACAGACUCACCACGAUCUGGUGCAAGUACCUUCCACGAAGAACAAUCUGCGAGGUCUGGCCAUAGCCGUCGGCUCCAGGAGGUGCAUUUGCUUGCAAGGACCGGUUGGUUGCGGCAAAACCGCCUUGGUGGAGUACCUGGCGAGGAUAACCGGCCACGACGCAUCGAGCUUCGUCAAGGUGCAGCUGGGUGAUCAGACCGACUCGAAGAUGCUGCUGGGUAUGUACAGGUGCACCGAUGUUCCCGGCGAGUUCGUCUGGCGGCCGGGAGUUCUCACGCAAGCCGUCGUCGCCGGCAAGUGGUUGUUGCUGGAAGACAUCGACAGCGCGCCUCUCGACGUGGCCAGCGUCCUUGCCAACCUGAUGGAGACCGGCACACUGUGUGUGCCCGGUUAUCGCGACACUAUCCACGCUCACAGCGACUUCCAGUUGUUCGUCACUCAACGGUCGUCCGCUCAAAGGCACGUCACGGGAGCCUCGAGUCUGCUGCGGAAAUACUGGCUGUGCCUGGACGUGGAGCCGUUGUCCAAGGAGGAAUUGCUGGUCGUGGUUAAAACGUUGUUCCCGGUGUUGAGCACCGCCGCUGGCAAAAUGGUAGACGUGUUCCUGCUGUUCUCCGUGGGGGACCACGAAGGCGGCGACGAAGACGCAUCGCCGCUGAAGACCGGACGGCAAACGUCGACCCGGGAUCUGAUCAAGUGGUGCUCCAGGGCUGUCGUCGAUUUCGAUGUAUCCUCCUCGGACUCGGCCUUGAAGAUACUUCAGGACGCCAUAGACGUGUUCUGCUGCUCGGUGACCGAUCAAGAGCAACGCUUGAACUUGGCGAUCGCGGUGACUCACAAGCUCGGGAUCGUAAGCACGAAGGCGGAAUAUUUCUGCAAAGUACACAAGCCGGCGGUGACUCUGCUGCCCGAGGUCCUGGUGGUCGGCCGAGCGAAACUACCGCGCAAGAAGGCGCGAUACGCGAAAGUGACGAUCGAUAACAGCAACUUCUCGUUCACGCGACCCUCCGCCUGCCUGCUGCAGCGCAUAGCCAGCUGCGUGGCGCAGAAGGAACCGGUGUUGCUGGUCGGCGAGACCGGCACCGGGAAGACCAGCACGGUUCAGUACCUGGCGAGGAGCACCGGGCACGGAUUGACGGUGAUAAACAUGAAUCAGCAGAGCGAGAGCACCGAUCUGCUGGGCGGUUACAAGCCGGUCGACCUGAAGUUCCUGAUCUCGCCGGUCUGGCAGGAGUUCGACAUCCUGUUUCGCUCGUACUUCAACCUCGAACAGAACGAGAGGUUCCUGAAGCAAGUGAGCCUGCUCUACACGCGGCAGAAUUGGAAGACCCUCCUGCAACUGAUGAGACACAGCGCACGCGCCGCCGUGAAGAGACUGCGGGAAGAAUGCGCGUCCGAGGAGGACCGUUCGAAGGAUUUCAACGCAGACGGGAGGAACGGUGAGGAGGAACGCUGGAACAGCCGAUCCAAAGUGGACAUGUGGAGGAGGUGGGAAGGUCUGCUGAAGAAGGUGGAGAAGGUCUACGGCCAGGUGAAGAAUCAGUACGCGUUGGCGUUCUCCUUCGUGGAGAGCAGCCUGGUGAAGGCUCUGCGGGACGGUUCCUGGGUGCUCUUGGACGAGAUCAACCUUGCCAGCGCGGAGACUCUGGAAUGCCUCUCCGGUCUGCUGGAGAGCUCGUCGGAGUCGCUGCCGCUGUUGCUGGAGCGCGACGAGCCUGUGAAACGGCAUCCCGACUUCAUGGUGUUCGCCUGCAUGAAUCCAGCGACGGACGUCGGCAAGAGGGACCUGCCGGUCGGCCUGCGAAACAGAUUCACCGAGUUCUACGUCGACGAGCUGACCGAGCAGAUCGACCUUCAGCUGCUCGUCAACUCGUACCUCAAGCAGAUCCAAAUAGACAAGCACAAGGCGAUCGUGACGUUUUACCUGAAUGUGAGGAGGGAGGCGACGAACACGCUGUACGACGGCACGGCCCACCAACCGCAUUACAGCCUGAGGACUCUGUGCCGCGCGCUGGCCAUCUCCGCAGCGAACCCCUGCGGCAAUAUUCUCAGAUCCUUGUUCGAAGCUUUCUCCCUGAGCUUCCUCACGCAACUGAACCACAAGUCAUAUCCGACUGUGCAGAAGAUGAUCGCCAAGACCAUCCUGGGCAGAGACCAGAACAUCAAAGCGACCCUCGGCGCGGCCAUACCGAAACCGAACUGCGCUCCGAGAGAGGAGUACGUGAACGUCGAGGGCUACUGGGUUCUCCAGGGCGGUCUAACGCCUCAGACGCCGAAUAAUUAUAUACUAACCGAUUCCGUCAGAAGAAACUUGCGGGACUUGGUGAGAGUAGUGUCGAUCGGUAAAUUGCCGAUUUUACUGCAAGGCGACACUUCAGUAGGGAAGACGAGUCUGAUCACGUAUCUGGCGAAAGUCUCGGGCCACGUCUGCGUCAGGAUAAACAAUCACGAGCACACGGAUCUGCAGGAGUACGUUGGAAGUUACGUCGCGGACGAAACGGGGAAGUUGGUGUUCAAGGAAGGUGCCCUGGUCGACGCGAUGCGUAAAGGACACUGGAUCAUCCUGGACGAGUUGAAUUUAGCCCCGAGCGACGUCCUGGAAGCCCUGAAUCGAGUCUUGGACGACAACAGAGAAUUGUUCAUACCCGAGACGCAGCAGGUUGUAAGAGCGCACCAACACUUCAUGUUGUUCGCGACGCAAAACCCUCCUGGGAUUUACGGCGGUCGGAAGGUGCUGUCUCGAGCGUUCAGAAAUCGAUUCGUAGAGCUGCACUUCGACGAGAUACCGGCGAACGAAUUGCAGAUAAUACUCAGUAAGAGAUGCAACAUGCCCGAAUCGUACUGCAAGGAAGUGAUCGGCGUGAUGACGGAUCUUCAGAUAAGGCGCAAGAGUACGGCGGCCUUUGCCGGUAAAAAAGGAUUCAUAACUCUGCGCGACCUGUUCCGCUGGGGCGAGAGGUACAGAUUGGCCGACAUAGAUAGUGCGCUGUACGACUGGAGGCAGCAUCUGGCGGAGGAGGGUUACCUCGUCCUCGCGGCCAAGGUCCGCAAGACGGAGGAAGCGGACGAGAUCAGGCAGGUGUUGAAGAAACACCUGAAGAGGGACGUGGAUCCCGACAGGUUGUUCACGCUGAACGGCGAGACCUCGCUCGUGACGAGGCGCAUACUGGAAGAGAUCCUGAACGACAGCGUCCCCGGCUUCGGUCACAUCGUGUGGACGUACCACAUGCGCAGGAUGGCGGUGCUCGUGAAGAAAUCCUGCCGCUUCAAGGAGCCGGUGUUGCUGGUCGGCGAGACCGGCGGCGGCAAGACGACGGUGUGCCAGCUGAUCGCCGCGUUGAACGGGCAAACGAUGCGCGGCGUCAACUGCCACAUGCACACCGAGUCGUCCGACUUCCUGGGGAAUCUGCGGCCGGUGCGGGAACACGCUGAGAACGAGGACGGGGGGAGGCUGUUCGAAUGGGUGGACGGGCCUCUGAUAAACGCCAUGCGCGACGGCGACCUGUUCCUGGCCGACGAGAUCUCCCUGGCCGACGACAGCGUCCUGGAACGAUUGAAUUCGCUGCUAGAACCGGAGCGCAGCCUUCUGCUGGUCGAGAAAGGAAUCGAGUCCUCGCACGGCGAGGAGAACACCGCGAUCCUGGCGGACGAGAGAUUCGUGUUCGUCGGCACGAUGAAUCCCGGCGGCGAUUACGGCAAGAAGGAACUCUCGCCGGCGUUGCGAAACCGAUUCACCGAGGUGUGGUGCGAAGGAUGCGCCGUCAGGAGCGAUCUGCGCGACAUAAUAGCGCACAAUCUUCGCGCCGAGUCGCGGCCGACGAGAGAAUCCGUCGCCGACGCGAUACUCAGAUUCACCGAGUGGCUGCGAACCACCGAGGUGGGCGAGAAGCUCACCGUGAGCGUGCGAGACGCGCUCACGUGGGUGAAUUUCAUCAACACCUGCACCGUCGCCGGCGCCUCCUCGAUGACGCUUACCAUCGGAGACGCGUAUUUCCACGGAGCCUGCCUCACCUACAUCGACGGUCUCGGGUCCGGCUCGACGGCCGCGGAGAGCGCUGAAAAAUUGAAGAACUUCACGGACGCUGCCGUCCGCUUCAUCAGAUCGGAAGUCGAACGCACGAUAAAAUCAGACUUUAACACGGAGGCCUUCACGGUGAGGGAAGAAGCCGUGCUGAACGAUUCGAGCCGUGUAUUCGGGAUACCACCGUUUUACAUCGAGAAAGGCCCACAGGCCUGUCCCGAUGAUCCGGCGUUCACGUUUUCAACUCCUACCACGAGACUGAAUACGUUGAAGUUGCUGAGAGCGUUGCAGUUGGGUAAACCGAUCCUGCUAGAGGGCAGUCCGGGUGUAGGGAAAACCAGUCUGGUUUCUGCGCUCGCCAAAGCCGCCGGGCAUACUUUGCUCAGAAUCAAUUUGAGCGAUCAAACGGACGUAUCCGACUUGUUCGGCGCCGAUCUCCCGGUGGAGGGUGGCAGAGGUGGCGAAUUUGCCUGGCGGGACGGCCCGUUCUUGCGAGCUCUGCGAGCGGGAUAUUGGAUUUUGCUCGACGAGUUGAACCUGGCCUCUCAAUCGGUCUUGGAGGGCCUCAACGCGUGCUUCGAUCACAGGGGGGAGAUAUACGUUCCCGAGUUGGGGAAGACCUUUUCGGUGAAGCCCGGCACGAGACUGUUCGCCUGCCAAAAUCCCCUGCGUCAGGGUGGAGCCAGGCGGGGCUUGCCGAGGUCCUUUUUAAACAGAUUCACUCAGAUCGCCGUGGACGCGCUAACGAACGAGGACUUGAAGUUCAUACUCAGCGUGCAAUUCCCGCGACUCCCCGCGAGUUUGAUCCACGACAUGGUGCGGUUCAACGGUACGUUAGCGUCGGAGGUUGGCGUCGCCUGGGGACACGCCGGAUCUCCUUGGGAGAUGAAUCUGCGUGACAUCACGCGUUGGUGCGAAGCCACCAUCGAAGCCGCUCGUAACGAGUCACGCGCCGAUGAAGAACGCUUCAACCCGGGCGACGGUGUGGGGCUCAUUUAUGCCGACAGAAUGAGAACCAAAGAGGAUCGGCGGAAGGUCUACGACAUAUAUCAAGGGAUAUUCUCGCCCGAGAAAUAUCCGCUCCCGCCCAAUCAGCCGCCCGUGCACAUCACGGCGGCUAAGCUUUUCGUCGGCGACGUGACGUUAAGCCGGAGAGAUUGUGGCGCCCACGAGGAGGGCGGUUUGUUAUUGCUCAGAGACCAGAAAAUCACGCUGAGAAGUCUCAUGCAGUGCGUCAAGAUGAAUUGGAUGUCUAUACUGGUCGGUGCUUCGGGUUGCGGUAAAAGCAACGUGGUUCGUCUACUCGCCGCUUUAACGGGCCAGCAGCUGAGGUCGGUCGCCGUGAAUUCCGCGAUGGACACAACGGAGAUAUUAGGCGGCUUCGAACAGACGGACUACAAUCGGCAUUUGGAACAGCUGUUCGAGCGGGUGACGGAUCUGCUUAUCAGCAGCCUGCGGACGAAGAUCGCCGUGGACAGAUUGGAGGAAGUGGCCGAGCUUCAUGGACGUCUGGAGCAAGUGCGACGUUUGUUCGACGAAAACGUAGCCGGCAGGACGAUGGCCGCGGAGACCCAGCUGUUCCUGCGCAAAAUCCAGGAACUGUCCGACCUGUCGUCGACGUUGGAGAUUUGGGAGCCCAGCCUCGAGGCUGAACUGCGGGAUAUCCGGUGCGGAUUGAGAAAUCUGGCGGUCCUCGUCAAGCAAGACAAAUGCCUGAACGCCGGUGGCAAGUUCGAGUGGGUGGACAGCGUUCUGGUGAAGUGCUUGCAAGACGGCACUUGGCUGCUGAUCGACCAGGUUAAUCUAUGCAGCCCAGCUGUACUAGACAGACUUAAUGGACUGUUAGAGCCGAACGGUGUUCUCAGUAUCGGCGAGCGAGGCGUCGACAGCGACGGCAAUGUCGUCACCAUCAAGCCUCACGGAAACUUCCGGCUGUUCCUAACUAUGGAUCCCCGAUACGGUGAAAUCUCCAGGGCCAUGCGUAAUCGAGGCGUCGAGAUUUACAUGCUCGGCCAUCGGGAGAAGGUCUACCAGGACGCGAUCGACCUCAGGUCUCUGCUGUUGAACGCGGGUGUCGCGAGGCCGGCGCGUCGGGACGCGUUGCUCGCGAUGUACGACAUGAUGUCGCAGGAAGCGGAGGACCGUCCGAGUGCGGUCGAUCUGUUGCACACCGCGUUCCUGACGCGGCAACGAUCGCUGCGCGGCUUCCCGGCGGAGCGAUCGAUCAGGGACGCGUGCGUCGACGUCUACGUGAAAGCCAGGCCGACGCGCGACCGGCGACACCGGCGGCACCUGAUUUCCCAGAUCGACGAGGUGAUCGGCGAACAGCGGUUGAUCUCGCGCGACGAGGAGACCUCGCCGAUCGACGUGGACGCCGCCACGUGGAGCGUGAGGAAUUUACAGGACAAUUCGGCGCUCACCGUCGUCAGGCAGCAGGGGCUGCUGCUGAACGCGGCCAUCAGGAUGCGUCCGAGAGCGUCCGGUGCAACGGGUGCCGACGGAAACGACGUCACGAGCGAGCCGUUGAGUGUCUUCUGCGAGCUCGACGGGGAGGCGUUGAGUUUCGGCAUCGAGGACGUUUUGCCGGACCUCCUGCUCAACUUUUACGAGCUGUCCUCGCGAGACGACGCGCCGCUGAGGAGGGAUUGGAUCUCGAAGACGCUAAGAGAGAUAGGGACGGUCGACGAGGAGCUCGAGGAGAAGAGCGCGUUAAUGGCGGAGGAGAUCGCGUCUUUUCGCUUCCAGUCCGCGAACCCGAGCGGCUCGUUGCCCUGGGACCGAUGGUGGCUCACGGGAAGGCCCGGCGGGGACGAGAGUAUCGGCUACGACGCGAACAGAUUGGCACUUCUGCUGUACGCGAGCGGUACGAUUCUUCGAGGAAGCGGCGGGACUCGAGCGGACGUAGAGGAGCUGAAGAACGAGGACGUCAUUUCCGUCAGGCAGUACUCCAACAUCGUACGUCGCGGCGAGCUGUUCUCCCAAUUGAAGGACAACCCGCUGAUCACGCACUUCGCGGAGUUCCUUCAGCGUGCGAGCUCGUGCAUCGACGCCAUCCUGCACGACGAUAACGCGAACGUGACCUCGGAGGAGUACGCGGAGCUGAGGAGGCAGCUCGGGUGGUACACGAGAUUCGCGAGACUGGGCGAGACGACGCUGGCGGACAAAUCGAAGAAAUCCAAGGACGUAUACGUCAAUCUGAAGGAGACCUCCGUGCUGCUGAGGGUGCACUACAAGUGGCUGCUGAAAUCCCUGCGGAAGCUGUGCGAAAUAGUCAGCGCGCCGUGCGAGAGCACCGAGAGGGCGAUCGAGUCGCUGAGGAGGAUGACGGACGACCUGAACGAUCAGCUGAAGACGAUUUACGACCCGGUCCGGAAGAUCUCGAAGAGAAUCAAGAGAUACUUGACACUCCCGCUGCCUCACCGCUCGGAGACCAGCAUGAACGUGUACUCGGAGCUCAGCGGGGUGACGAGAGAGCUGGAGGCGCGGGACGAGGCGGCCGGCUCUCUGAAGCGAGAGCUGAAGAUCGCGUCGACGCAGCUGGAGGACGCUCUGGCGAUGAGACGGCGAACGAUCCGCCUGUGGAGCGACCUUCACUCCGGGGAGGCGAUCGACGAGGACACCUUGGAGAGCGUGCUGACGGUGAGACGGUUCUGCGACAGCCACAUCCGUCUGCGAACCCCCGCGGAAAUCGAGGCCCUGCGUGCUCGAGUGAAUUCACUUCCGGCCGGGGAAACGGCUCGGAUGAACGCGAAGACGCAGCUGUGGCCGGUCUACGAGUACGUGUUCCUGUCGCUCGCCUCAUCGCUGCAGAGGAAGGUGUGCCUGGAGGAGACUCUCCCCGUUGGCCACGUUGAAGAGUGUCUCGCGAGAUACGCGGAUGUACCGAGCAUACCGAGCGAUCUGAUGGGUCUGCUGAAUGCGAUCGUUCGGACGGAGGUCGAGCAGAGGCGGAAGACGUUGCUGCUGCCGCAACUGUUCCAUCGACUCGCGCAGUUCGCUCAGCGAUCCUACGCCGUCCGGGAUUCCAGCCUGCUUCUGCAAUGGCGCGGCGUAACGGCGGAGGAGGACGCCGAGGACUCAUUGACCGCUUACGCUGAACCCAAGACUGAAUGCUACUUGGGCGGGCCGGUGCUUUUGAAUCUGACGGUGCGUUUGAUGUUGGAGAAGACCGAUCGCGAGGAAAGGAAGAAAAGGAGGAUCGUCUCGGCGGUGGCGCUCGGGACGUACGUCGCGCAGACGGGGCAGCUGCGGCUGCUGAACGAGAUCCUGUGGCGCAACAGCGUCUCGUUGGCUCGCAGUUCGGCCGACGACGACCUGGCGACGUUGAAGCAUCACUCGCGCCUGUACCUGUCGGCGAUCGACCGGAUGAACGCCGAGCACCGGCUGGUCGACCUGAUCGACCUGGCGAAGCGGGCGGGACGUCGGGACGCUGAGCACGAGCUGCGAGCCGGCUACUUCGAGCCGGUGGAGCAGCUGCGCAAAGCUCACGACGACCUGAGCCACCUGGAGGAGAAGAACGUCUGCGCGUCCGAGGUGACGCUGCGCCGCGGCCGAGCCUGGAUGCUGCUCGGUUACGUGCAGUUCCUGCUCUUCGGCAGCCUCGAGCCGAUCGACCCGGUGCGCAAGCUGAAACUGAAGCUCGACUACUUGAACGAGGACAUCUCCGAUCGCGAGAGGACGAUGUACGCGGCGAGGUUGCAGAGUCGCCUCCUGGCCGUGGACGCUCACCCGCGGCUGGCGGCCGCGAUGAAGACGCGCGGCGAGCUCGCUCCUCCGGAGGCCUACAGACCGACCUCCGUCGACUUCGCCGACCUGAGCGGGCUCUGCGCGGAGUUCAGGGACGGUCUAGCCGGCUACCGCGCGGUGGAGAGGCACAUGAACCGACUGUACACGAUCGGCCAGGAGAUGAGCGAGGAAACGGACACCGCGGCGCGAGCGGAGAGAGCGUGUCAGGAAGCGGGUGUCUGGUGCUCGUCGGUGGGCCAUCUCGCCGAGCGGCUCGAGGCGAAGUACCUGGCCGGCUACCCGGACGUCGUCCUGCCGCUGCUGACCGGCCUGGCGCAGCUGAGGCACGGCGCGUCCACCCUCGUCCACGAGGUGCGCCGGCUGGCGUGUUCGCGCGGCGCGCUCGAUUCCGAGCUGCACGAGCUGCUUCGCUUCCCGACGAUCGGCCCGGGCCAAGAGAGCCUCCUGGAGCUGAGCGGUCGGUGCGCCGGCACGCGGCUCUUGAUCGAGUGGAACUCGGACGACGCGUUCGUCAGGAAGCGGAGGCAGUUCCGGAUGCUGAAGUCGGCGUUGCACGAGCUGCGCAAUCACGCGAUCCUCGCGAGGGGUCUGACCCGGUCGCUGUGGCGGCGGAUGAACGACCUGCUGCUGCGGGUCAUCCUGCUGUGGAAGCAGCAGCAGCGGGAGGAGGAAAGACGGGCCGCGGAGAAGGAGAGUCUCUACAAGAUCGAGAGUGACGAGCGGACGGAGGAGGAAGAGCUCGCCCUGGAGAUCCACCGGCUGUUCCCGACGUCGCGCGACUUCCGCGACAUGGAGGAGGACUCGGAGCUCGAGCGGAGGGCCGAGUCGGCCGAGGGCUCGGCCGGUCUCAUCGACGAAGACGACGUGCGGGAGAUCCAGCGGCUCCACACCGACAUGGUGAGGACCCUCGGCGAGUGGACGCACAAGAUCAACGUCUCGGCGACUCCGGACUACGUCGGGCCGUUGCUCGAGAGGUACGACACGGUGCACGGCAUGCUGGACGACGUGCUGCCGGCCCUGAGCGAAGGGCUCGCGAUCAAGCUGCACAACAGCUUGAACCUGCUGGUCGGCUUGGGCCUGCAGGCUGCCGAGGGAAAGCCGAGCGGCGCGUACGACUUCUACAAGGACUGCAACGUGGAGGAGGCGAAGCGGUGUCUGCCGGUGUGCGAGGGCAUCCUGAGCCGCGUCGGCCAGCUGCUGGAGGAGUGGCCGGCCCACCCGACCCUGACCUCCAUACGAGCCAUCGUCGAGAGGAUCUACGCGUUCCCGGUGACCUCGGCCGUGUCCAGGUUCCUGCAGGGUCUGCAGCUGCUGCUCGUCAAGAUGCACCAGUGGGAGGAGAACGCCCACCGCGGCGUCAGCAUGGCGGAUCACGUGGCGACGUUGACGCAGCAGAUCGUCUCGUGGAGGAAGCUGGAGCUGUCCUGCUGGAGGAGCUGUUUGCAAGCUACGCUCGACGACCUGAGCUCGGCCGCGUCCAAGUGGUGGUCCUUCCUGUACGCGUUGGUGGAGAGCUACGUCGACGGGACGGUCGGCAGGCGGGAGCUGGUGGAGUCGCUGGGGCGCUUCAUGAACGAGUCGUCCCUCGUCGAAUUCCAGCCGCGGCUGGAGCUCCUCUUCACCUUCCACUGCCACGCGCACCACCUCGAGGAGGAGGAGCGCGGCCGCGAGCUCGCGGCCGUCUUGUGGAACCUGUACAAGUACUACGGCCAGUUCGCGGACGAAGUGAGGGCGAGGAUCGUCGAGUCGAGAGUGCCGAUCGAGAAGAAGCUGCGGGACUUCGUGAAGAUCGCACGGUGGAACGACGUCAGCUACUGGGCGGUGAAAGAAGCGGUCGAGAGGACGCACCGCAGCCUGCACAAGUUCGUGAGGGAGUUCCGGAGCGCGCUCGGACAGAGCGUGUCGUCCUGCCUGGCCGUCAAGUCCGUUCCUUACAACGCCGGGGUCGCCGGCGGCGUUUGGCGGCAGCACCGCUCGAUCGGCCCCGCGGACUUCGUGCUGGCGACCCCCCAGUCCGCGGGCAGGCUGCUCCUCAGGGCGGCGAAACUGUGCGAGGAGAUAGUCCGGACGAGUCCGUACCCGUGCGCGCGGGCGGACCUCGAGAGCUUCAUCGAGGACUACCUCGAGCGGAGCGCUCGCCUCCGGAACGCGGAGGUGGGCUCCGGGCCGAAGAGCAGGCAGAAGUCGCGGGCGAAGAGCAUCCUGCAGCAGAAGCGGAUGGCCCUCGCCGACUACUUCAAGGCGUUGACUCGUAUCGGCGUGUCUUACCGCGCCGGCGUGCUGGCGUUGAAGAACCACCCGGACAAGGUGAUGGACCCGACGGUGCCGCCUGUGGAUCUCUCGGUGACCAAGCGGUGCUUCCAGCCGAGGGACGCCGACCGGGACACGAUGACGCAGUGGCGCGGCUGCGACAGGUAUUACUACCAGUCGCUCAUCCGAUUGGACGGCUUGAACGCGAUGACGCUGAGCGCCGGCCGGGCGGACCUGGGGCCGCAGGACGCGGACCGUUGCCGGGGCUACUCUGCCCAGAUGAUGCUGAUGGCGCACAGGCAGAAGGCGACGAUCGCCCGGUCCUUCGACCGCUUCUUCUCGCUGCGCGGCCUGCUCUCGGGUCUGUCCGAGAGCACCGAGGCGGAUCUGAGCGCGAGGAAGCAGCGCGUCGGCCGAGAGGAGACGGCGAUCCUGAGGACGGUGCUGGUCACGUUGGAGGCUGGAUUCGAGCAGCUGCUGCUGUUCCUGCGGUGCUGCUGCCCGGCCGAGGAAGCGGCCGCGGAGCUCACGAUGAGCGCGAACGCGCUCCCCGGGGUCGCCGCUUCUAAAGGCGACGAGGUCUGGAGCAGCGCCGUCGCGCUGCUCAACGGCUGCCUGAACGGGGUGAGAACCGCUGCGAACCGGUCCCGCGACUUCCUCGAGCCGUUGGAGGCAUCCGGGAGCGACUCCGUCGCGUUCCUCAGCUCCGAAUUCUUGGAAUUCCUCGAGCAAAGUCGAGAAAUAAUGGAGGAUCUGAAGAGGCGAUGCGGCCAACUCAGAGGACUGUUCGAGAACGCGGACCUCGCGCAUCCCAUCCUGGAGAACGUGGUCUUCCUGGAGGAGCUGGUGGGGCGCUUCGGGGCGAUCGAAUUUAAGGGGUUCGAGGGAGAAGAGCGAGCGGAAGAGGAGGUGCGACGGUACGAGCGCAAGUUGGAGCGGCUGGUGAACGCGAUAUUGCUCGUCCUGCAGAAGAGGUACAAAGACCGCGUCGGGUCGGAGGCGAACGAGAGCAAGAGAGAGCCGAGCGGGGAGAAUACGGAGGACGACGAGGCCGAGAGAGAUGUGGAGAAAGGCGGGCUGAAGGAAGCCCUCGUCGAAGCGCUCGAGAAGGACAUAGCCGAGCUGAAGCUGCCCGAAAUAUCCCAACAGUUCACCGGCCUUCUGUCGUUGAUUCAAGAGCUCGAUUCACAAUCGGCGGAUCAUUGCACCAGGCUGCUGAUGAAGCAUUUGCCGCUGCUGGAGCAGUAUAUCCUGCUCGUCCAGUUUUACCUGAACGAGCAGGUGGCGUCGUUCCGGGUCACGUGCAAAAUACUGUACCUGCAGCUGAACGUCUUCUUGGACCUGGCGGCGAACGGAUUCUGCAUGCCGAAGGAUUUAGACCUCGAGGAGGGCGAGACGGGCGAGUCGGGUCAGAGGACGGAGAAAGGCGGGAUGGGUUUGGCGGACGGCGAGGGGACGAAAGACGUCUCCGACAGGAUCGAGUCCGAGGAUCAGCUGGAGGAUGCGAGGCCGGUGGAGGAGGAGCGGGAGAAGAAGGAAGACGAAGGCUGCGAGGAGGAGGAGAAGGGAAUCGACAUGUCCGAGGACUUCGACAGCAAGCUUCAAGAUCUGGAGAAAGGCGAGGACGACGAGGAACGGAGCGACGACGACGAAGGUGACGACUUGGACAAGGAGAUGGGGGAAACGGGAGAAGGUGCCGAAGAGCUCGACAAGGAGAUCUGGGGUGACGACGACGAGGAGGGCGACGACCAGCCGAAGGACGAGGGCGAGGAAGGGACGGGCGAACAAGUCGGCGAGAAGGAAAUGAGCGCGAAGGACAAGUCGCGGGAAAGCAACGAGCAGGACAGCGACGCGGAUCGCGAGGACGAGGGCCGCCGGGAGGAAGAAAGGAAGGAGAUAAACGAGCUGGACGAGCCGGAAAUAGGCGAGGAUCAGAUCGACCCGUAUCACGGUAAGCACCAGCCCGAGCCGGAGCCGGAGCCCUUCGAGUUACCGGACGACCUGAACGUGGACGAGGACGGCAAAGAGGAUCACGGUGAGGAGGGGGAAAACCCGUUCGACAUCGACGCGAUGAAGGAUUCCAAGCCGCCGCCGCCGGAGAAGAUGGACGUGGACCUCGAGGGGGAGCCCGACGACAGGAACGAUCCGGACGAGAAUAUCAGCGAGGACGAGGACGGCGAGAACAAGGAGAAUCAUCAGCAAGAAGAAGAGGCGGAGGAAGCGAACGAAGAGGAGGAGACCGGACGGGACCGGAAAGAAGGCGCUGAAGCCGCGAGGAAAGAAGACGAGGCGGAAGGGAGUCGGGAGGACGAGACGAGAGAGGAGGAUCCGCGGGAAAAAGCGGCGCCGAGCGCGGACGACGCGAGCGCGCAGGCGGACGCUGCCGAGCAGGUCGAGGAGACGAAGGAAGGCUCGCGGGACGCGGUGGCGUCGAGCAACGAGGACGACCGGCAAGAGGCGUCCGUGGAGAAGAGUCAAGAGGAGGAGGAGGACGACAAAGGCACCGGGCAGGCGCAGUCGGCGCGGCAGGAGAGCGGACACUCGGGCUCCUCCGAAGAGCGGAAGGCGGCUCCGCUGUCGCAGAAGGACGAAGCCGCGACGAAACCUGCCGAGAAGAGGAAGAGCCCGGGCGAGAGCAACGAGGAGCGCAGUCUGGUGGACAGGCUCGAGUCGGCGCCGAAGAAGUUGAAGACCGUCUACACGGUGGACGAGGUGGUGCCGGGCGACGAGGGGGAGGAGGACGAGAAGCAGACCGACAAGGCCGAGAUGUGCCGGCACGUGAAGGAUCCCGAGGGUCCUUUCGACGACUACACGCUCGACGCCGCGACGGAGGAGCAGGUGAAGCAACAGGCUUCCACCGAAGCGAAGGAAGAGGAGGAAGAGGAGGAGGAGGUUACGAACGUGGAGAUGCACGAGGACGAAGAGAAGAACGAGGACGAAGUGAUCGAGCAGAGGCCUGAGAAGGUGUCCGAAGCCUCGGAGGACAGACGCAAGAAGGAUCCGAGGCGUGGCGCGAACGACGCGGAGGACAAUCCGACGUCGGUUGUCGAGCUGGAGGGGGAGACGGUGAAGACGAUGAACGUGCAGAGAGGCAACGAGACGACGUUCCACACGGCGAGCCGGGAGGACGACGAGCUCGGUCACGCGGACAGGGCGCGGUUCGAGGUGGAAAGGAUGCUGGGCGAGUGGACGCGGAAGCCGACGACGGAGGAAGCCGCGGCCGCGUGGAACCGGCUGUCUUCGGUGACGGACACGGCCGCCCGGGAGCUGUCGGAGAAGCUGAGGCUGGUGCUGGAGCCGACCCAGGCGUCGAGGUUGAAGGGAGACUACAAGACGGGCAAGCGCAUCAACAUGAGGAAGAUCAUCCCCUACAUAGCCAGCCAGUUCCGCAAGGACAAGAUCUGGCUGAGGCGGACGAAGCCGUCGAAACGCGAGUACCGCAUCGUCCUGGCGCUCGACGACUCCAAGAGCAUGACGGACAACCACGCGCAGGAGAUGGCCUUCGAGUCCCUGUCGCUGAUCUGCCGGGCCAUGACGUAUCUGGAGGUCGGCCAGCUCGGCGUCGUGAGCUUCGGGGAGCAGGUGCAGGUGCUGCACCCCUUGGAAGAGAUCUUCACCGAGCAGAGCGGAUCCAGGCUGAUGCAGGAGAUGAGAUUCGAUCAGAAGACGACCGAGUUCGCGGAAGUAGUGGACUUCACAGUGGAUAUGUUCGAGAGUCGGCACACCUCGUCAGACAAUGCCAAGCUGCUGAUUAUACUGUCGGACGGCAGGGGGAUAUUCAGACGGAAGGAGAGAGUAACUCGCGCCGUGAGGAGAGCCAGGCUGGCGAACAUCUUCACGGUAUUCAUAAUACUGAGUAAUCCGGCAAAUAAGUACUCUAUACUAGACGACCGUGAGGCUGUCUUCGAAAGGAACAAACCGGUGGAGUUUCGAUCGUGCAUGGACGAUUUCCCAUUUCCGUUUUACAUGAUCGUUAGAGACAUCAACACUCUGCCGGGUGUCCUGAGUGACGCUUUGCGGCAAUGGUUCGAAGUUGUCGGAAAGAUUGAUACUUAAUAAAUAGUGAAUUUAGGACAUACGUAAAAGAAAUAAAGUAAUUGAAAAUAAUGAAGAUUGAGAAAUGAUGCAAAUAUAAAUUUAAAAAAAAAAAUGAAAGACAGAUGCUGCUAAGCGUUGAUCGUUUAGCAUCAUUAAUUAUUACGUUAAUCUUCAUCUUUACAACCAAAACUAAGCCUUUCUUAUCUUGUUUAAUAGCAGACUAUAUUCUUCCUUUCAAAGUAUAAUAUAUAUUAAAAUUUAUAUAUAUAUAUAAUAUAUAUAUAUAUGUGUGUGUGUGUGUGUGUGUGUGU
This is a messenger RNA of Dinoponera quadriceps, 16529 nucleotides long. Its product is annotated as midasin. Lineage: Eukaryota; Metazoa; Arthropoda; Insecta; Hymenoptera; Formicidae. The transcript is spliced from 24 exons. Gene Ontology annotation, cellular component: preribosome, large subunit precursor; nucleus. Gene Ontology annotation, molecular function: ATP hydrolysis activity; ATP binding. Gene Ontology annotation, biological process: rRNA processing; ribosomal large subunit assembly. Bases 367 to 16236 code for a protein of 5289 amino acids. The record is from RefSeq and is a predicted model, not a curated record.